Mesitornis unicolor (brown roatelo) is the source of this 645-nucleotide messenger RNA. RefSeq names its product group 10 secretory phospholipase A2-like. NCBI's taxonomy places the organism in Eukaryota, Metazoa, Chordata, Aves, Mesitornithiformes, Mesitornithidae. Bases 1 to 645 code for a protein of 214 amino acids. Gene Ontology annotation, biological process: lipid catabolic process; arachidonate secretion; phospholipid metabolic process. The transcript has 4 exons. The record is from RefSeq and is a predicted model, not a curated record. Gene Ontology annotation, molecular function: calcium ion binding; phospholipid binding.
AUGGGGCUUAACCGCGCCUGGGGGGCAGGGGAGAGGAAGGAGCGUGAGGAGAAACGAUCGUGGCAGCGAGCACCUUCCCGCCGUGACGAGCAGCGCUGGGGAAGGGUGCAGCGUGGCUGUAACCCUCCGAAACCAGCGAGAGUAGCUGCGCUGGCUGCCCACCCCCCGUCACCUUACGGGUGCAACAAGGGAGCUCUGGUGGAGGGUGCCACGGUACAUUUUGAAAUUUAUAAAGGCACUUUUGGGGAAGUCCACUUUAGAAAUCGAAGAGGAAUUCUGGAAUUGGCCGGAGCCAUUAGAUGCACCACAGGACGAUCUCCGUUCGCCUACCUACGCUAUGGAUGCUACUGUGGUCUGGGAGGAAGAGGAUGGCCCAAGGACAGAGUAGACUGGUGCUGCUUUAACCAUGACUGCUGCUAUGGGCUGGCAGAACAAGCAGGCUGUCACCCCAAGACAGAAAGCUACUACUGGGAAUGUGAAGACCGUACUCCAGUGUGUGAAUCACUAGAAGACAAAUGUCAAAAAAUGGCAUGUGAAUGUGACCGCGAAGCUGCCAAGUGUUUUUCUAAAGCUCCAUAUCACACAAAAUACCUUUUGUGGCCAGACUUCAUGUGUGGUCAGAUUCAGCCUUUGUGUAGGCAUUAG